AUGCUUCACGUGAACGUUUCAAAACCGCGCUUCAUAAACGUAAACGCGGCUAUGUUUUUGCGUUUUGAAAAAAAAACGCCGCGUUUGAAACGUUCAAUUUGUGCUGUUCAGUACAAGCCUUACGAUUUGACAAAUAGAGAUGCGGAUAUUCCGAGUGCUGAAGAAAUAAGAGAGAUUCUUAAGACUCACAAUGACUUUAGGGCUAAUGUCAAGCCACCAGCACGUGAUAUGUUCGAAUUGAGAUGGAAUAAUGAGGGAGCAGCCAAGGCAGACAGGAUGACUAGACGUUGUAGUACAUACCAUGACUCGGAUCAAGAUAGAAAAAUCCCUAAAUAUGAUACAGCGGGCCAAAAUUUAGCUUGGAAUUCGGAUAAUGUGGCUUGGAAAGAUCCCAUUGAAAGAUGGUACAAUGAAACCAAGGACUUUUCUUAUGGAGGAAACAAUGCAGGAAGAAAUGUUUUACAUUUUACACAAAUAGUGUGGGCUGCCACUAAAGAAAUUGGAUGCGCUAAGACUAAAUGUCCCGGAAAAUACAUUUACACUUGCAAUUAUUACCCGAAGGGUAAUUCGGAUAUUGGUCUGCCCUAUCUCAGAUCAGAUAGACAAGCAUGCGAUGGUUGCUUAAAAGGUGGCGUGUGUUCAACGGGCGAAUAUCGCGGAAAAUUGUUAAAAGAAUGCGAUGAAUUUUGCGUCAACUUCUAUAACAAUUGCGAGUAUUUAGCUGCUAGUCCAGGUUAUUGUAUGGGUAGUAGUAAGGAUAAAUGUACCAGAUCCUGCAAAUGCAAAAACGGAGUUCCAAGGAUCCCGCUAGUAAUAUUGGAUCCUUAA
This is a messenger RNA of Gordionus sp. m RMFG-2023, 828 nucleotides long. RefSeq names its product cysteine-rich venom protein-like. Bases 1 to 828 code for a protein of 275 amino acids. The record is from RefSeq and is a predicted model, not a curated record. The transcript is spliced from 8 exons. Lineage: Eukaryota; Metazoa; Nematomorpha; Gordioida; Chordodea; Parachordodidae.